AUGGACUAAAAGAGUCGUCAAAUAUAAAUUUCUUUGUAUUAUCCAUAAACGAUGUUGGAUGUCUGCUAACUGCCAUUAUGUUCGGCAUUUUCAUUAACCCGCUGCUGACUGGCAUGAAAGAUCUGCCCCUGGAUCCAUUGGCUGUUGGCUAUAUUGUCGCAGCCUGGCCUAGAGCUUUUUUCUCUAAGAUAACUUGCUUCAUUACAGUGUACAUUACUACUGAGAGAUGCCUUUGUGUCAUGUCCCCUCUCAAAGUCAGACAAAUCUUAAGUCCAGUAAGAACUGUCAUUACAUUGAGCUUGCUCUACGUGGCCAUGACCUUGAUACACUUCAUUCGUUUCUACAUGGGGAACCUCUUUCUGACCUACUACACUGACAGAGCACUUAACAGAACAGUGCUAAGCGUUGGAGUCAACGUCAAAUAUAGCAUGGCAGACGUCAUUUCCGGAACUGCUAACACCGUGGCGUUCUUCAUCCCGUUUAUCACUUCCAUCCUGGCAACCUUGCUCCUGACUCUCGAGCUUCAGCAGAAAUCUAAAUGGCGCAAAGCGGUUGGCGCUUCCGGUGUCUCGAACGCGACGGCGCUAUCCAGACGUGACCAAUCAGUGAGCAAGGCCAUUGUCCUGCUCUCGACAGUUCUCAUUGUCAGCUACAUUCCAAACACGGUCAACUGUAUCAUCCCGACCUUGCUGGACGGCUUCAAGUUGUACGGGAGGUACAACAAUGUCUACGUGGUGAUGUGGUCUCUGGCCUUCGUGUUUGAGAGCAUCAACUCCAGCACCAGCUUCAUCAUCUACUAUUCCAUGAGUACCAAAUACAGGCAGACGUUUGAUUCCAUGUUUCGGAGAUGUAGAAGAAAGAGCCGGAACCUACCCUCAUUAAGAGAAGGAAUUCUCUCUACGUUAACACAGAAAGUCUAAGACGUAAUAAAAAAUAAUAAUUUCAACUUGGAAUUGUGUAAAAUUUGUGUGUGUUAUAAAUUGCAUUUGUUUAAGACUCAAAUUCAUGCCUAUUGUAUGAUCAGUACACUACGUUCCAAUUUCUUUUUAGGACUUGUGGUUGAGGGGUUUACUGGACGAAUGUUUCCGUGCUUCCUCUAUGUAAUACCCCUUUGUGGUGAUUUAACAAAAGGAAAUCUAUUAAUUAAGU
Biomphalaria glabrata is the source of this 1149-nucleotide messenger RNA. Its product is annotated as FMRFamide peptide receptor frpr-18-like. Gene Ontology annotation, molecular function: G protein-coupled peptide receptor activity. Bases 78 to 920 code for a protein of 280 amino acids. The transcript has 2 exons. Gene Ontology annotation, cellular component: membrane. Lineage: Eukaryota; Metazoa; Mollusca; Gastropoda; Planorbidae. The record is from RefSeq and is a predicted model, not a curated record.